AUGGAGGAGCCAACCAAAUCUAACCCACCAAUGCCACAACUGCCCAAAUCCUUCUCCACUGACAGAUUACACAACACCACACACUUGCAUCCUGGCUCUGCGAAUCCCAUGCCGCCAUUGUCUUCCACCGAGAAGUAUCAGACUCUACCUGCACUUUCCUUGCCUAGGAAGAAAGAUGAGUUAUGGAGUGUUUUCAGAUCAUUAGAUGGCGACUACACUAAAUUCCAGUCCAAGUCAAGCACUCUGAAAGCGAACGUAGUCAGAUCUUCGCUACUACCCUUCCUACGAAACUAUGCCGACCAUCCAUCGAAUCUCACACUAAGAGCAGAAGACUUGGAUCGACGCACAAACAUCCUCAACAAGUGGUGGACUGGCCUUCUGGAUAUGCUUCAUGGAAGAAACAAUCAGUCUAUUUCAGGCACAGACCGUCCAGCCAUCUUGGAUGGUAUAUCAGGCAUCAUGGACCGCCAGGAAUGGCGCUUGUCCCCAUCGCCUCUCUGUCCUCUUGAUCGAAGGACCACUGUUGUGCCUGUGAGGAACAAGUCUACGACUUCCCUGUCUUCGAGCGGUCUCGAUUUCUUGACCGAGUCCGUUCACCACAACGUGCGAAACAUGUUUGUGCAAAACCUCAACUCACAGAUGGCCUUUGUGGUUGAUAGGAUGUCGCUCAAGAAUGCUUCUGCCAGUCUGGUAACAUUCUGUGGAAAAGCUACUGCCUACGCCUUUUUCUUCUGCCCAGGAAUCGCUGAGGUGCUUGUGCGCCUCUGGGACGCACCUACGGAAAUCAUGCGAAGAGUUCUUUCAGAAAGUGGUGUGAGCAGAUUUGACAAUCUUGCUGAGGAUGCUGCAAGGAUCAACUCGGCCUUCCCCCCUGCCAUGCAGUCCUUGGGCUUUGUCUCGUUAGGAAAGAUGGUCAAACAUCUCAGAACACAGACACCUUUGCCACUUGGAACAGCAAACAUUCAAUGGUACGGCUAUUGGCUCGAGCGAUGGUCAGGUCGUGAAAGCGACCUUUUCUUCGCCUUUGUCAAGCACUUUCAUAUUCUAGUCGCCGACUACCUGCCGUCGGAUGCUACCAAGAAAGAGAGAAUCUGCGUCCCAGGUCUACUCUUUGUACACUCUCAGAUCUUGGUCAACCUUGAUUCUACUAUUCACCGUGAUGCUGGUCAAUUACACGGUGAUUCAUCAAACAAUAUUUCUCCUACGUUUGACGACGUCCUGGUUGAUCCAGACGCAGUCGCGUCAACUUUACCCUUACCACCUACUAAUGCUAUCCGAAUUAUGGCGGAAAAUCGCCUAAUAAUGCUAAUUCGAGACUUCCUAUCAGAGAGAGCCUCGGAGCAUCCUUUUGCUCGACAACUCUUUGCAGAGUCCUUUGCAUCUCUGCUGCAAGCCGGCGCACGUGGCAUAUCUGUUUAUGACCAUCUAGCCUGCUAUACCCUUUGCGAUUUCUUGGAAGAAGCGUUUGCAAUCAUCGUUCGAUACGAACAGAUGCAUCCCUCGCAGUCAUGUCUCCUUGACUCGGAUUUCUGGAUCGACGUGUGCAAGAGAAUGGUUUUCAGCCAAAACACCAUGACCGAGAUCAGAUUGUUCGCCUUCCUUUACACAAUCUGGAGCACGGUCAACAGCAGCCCAGAGCGCAAGACCAAGAUGUGCAUCGACCUCCUACUCGAUCAAGAAGUCUUUGACAAGACCUUCAACCAUUGGUGUCCCAUGGUCCGCGCUUACUACAUGCGACUACUUUGCUGGCGUGUUGGUCGCUACGAUGGGGAGGAGUCUACAUGUGACAAGCUGAUCUUUGAGACACUGCUGCAACGUCUACAGGUCGUCUGGUCACACUUCUUGUGGCAAAGACAACAAGCCGCUCAGGGCAAGAUGUUACCCCCUUCAACAACUCCUUGCAAUCCUGCUCCUAGCAGACGUUUGUUGAUCAUUCGUACUGAUACUCAGGUUGCACCGGGUGGCUCUUUCUUGGCCUUCGACGGAAUUGUGCCACCGCAUCCAUCGGCUCCGAUCGGUGCGCCCAGCCAGACAUGGAAAAGAGAUUCUGUCAUCUCUCAAGCAGCUUCACUAGAUAUCCGACCCACUUCGUCGGCGUCUUCUUCUGACUUUGGCAUGGAAACCGAGCGCCCUGAAAGUGGACUUCGUGGCUUCCUUCGUAACAUAAUGGGAGGCAAGAGCCGAUCGAAGGCCGCAUCUGCCUCGACGGCUAAGAAUUCCCGUUCAGCAACAACCGCUACCCAGGCACCAAGAGCGCGUGCCUCUGCUAUGAAGCAGUCGCCUCUAACAACACCUCAUGCCAGUCGAGGUCCGUCGCCGAUCAGGCACCGAAACUUUUGCUUCAAGUUCUCGCUCGAGAUGCAGCACAAAGCACACCACCCUACCGCCAUGCGCCUAGCCCCACCUCGGCUCCCCUUGGCCGCACACCUCUAUCUCCAAGAAGCCAACGAUGAAGAGGUUGUCAUCAAGGCUGCUGAACCCAUUGGUGAGGCUAAAGCUCAAUCAGUAUACUCUGGCCGAGCUCUAGCUGAGUGGGUAUGCAUCCUAAUGGAGUGCCAGGGCUUCUUCGAGCGCAGAAAGGGUGAGGGAGUGCCAUCCAACAAGCAUGUCGAGACACCAACUCUAGGUGUUGAGGUCUUUGGCAAGGGCAGAUGA
Molecule: messenger RNA, 2655 nt
Organism: Aureobasidium melanogenum CBS 110374
Lineage: Eukaryota; Fungi; Ascomycota; Dothideomycetes; Dothideales; Saccotheciaceae
Product: DUF1765-domain-containing protein
Exons: 4
Coding region: 1-2655 (884 amino acids)
Source: RefSeq, a predicted model, not a curated record